Mycosarcoma maydis (corn smut) is the source of this 1632-nucleotide messenger RNA. Its product is annotated as DNA primase subunit PRI2. The record is from RefSeq and is a predicted model, not a curated record. The coding region runs from base 1 to 1632 and encodes 543 amino acids. Gene Ontology annotation, cellular component: alpha DNA polymerase:primase complex. Gene Ontology annotation, biological process: DNA replication, synthesis of primer. NCBI's taxonomy places the organism in Eukaryota, Fungi, Basidiomycota, Ustilaginomycetes, Ustilaginales. The transcript has a single exon.
AUGUUUCGCACAGCAGCACCUCCGUCGGUGCCUUCGAGCUUCGGCAACGUCUCGAACGUCACUGGACAUGCAAGCACAUCUGCACCUGGAUCGGUAGCUUAUCAUCACACCGACAAGGCGCUUGCAAGGUAUGCGCACCGACUCAACUUUUACACACUGCCUCCUACCCAUGAGGUGACUAUAGAGCAAUUUGAGUCGUGGGCCAUCGAUCGUCUCAAGGUACUAGCAGAGAUCGAAUCGUCACAAGCUAGGAAUCGUACCUAUGGCGAAACCAAGGAUGCUGUCAACGCGCUCGCCAAGCGUCUGUUGCCGCUCAACGCCAAUACUGCUCUGAAGACCACAGACCUACUCGCUGAGCGUCUCAAGGACCAUGUCAGUCACUUUGUGCUCCGUCUCGCGUUCUGUCGCAGCGAAGAUCUGCGAAGACGCUUUGUCAAGGCCGAGUCUCUGCUCUUCCGUCUUCGCUUCGAGACCGACGACGCAGUGGAGCGCGAGAGCUUUAUGCGUGACCUCAAGCUCGAUUGGCAGCCCGUUUCCUCCGAAGAGAAGAGCAUGUAUCGCGAACAGCUGGUGGCUACCCAUCCCAAAAUGGCCACGACGUUUGAGAGCGAGACGUUCUUCAAGGUCGAUUGGACCCGAGUCACCGACCUGGUAGAGAAGCGAAGGGUGUUCAUGCGAGCAGGCCAAGCAUGGGUGCCGAUCAAGGAGCAGUCCAGUCUCGUUCUUGCCGAGUUUCAAUCGCGCCUGCUUCGUGAUCUCGAGAUGACAGCUCGUGCUCUGCCACGACUCGACGAGGACGACCGUCUCUUGCCCGUCCUUUCCCACCUGAGCAUGGGCUUCCUCGCCGGUAUCUCGACCGAUUACACCGGAUCCAGCAUCACAGCCGAUGGUAGCACCACCGUGACUGCCGGUAUGGUGGAUGCGUUGGUCAAGACGCAUGCCCCCAUGUGCAUGAAGAAUCUCCAGAGCACGCUCACCACCACAGGACAUCUCAAGCACUACGGUAGACUGCAGUACAACCUCUUCCUCAAAGAGCUCGGCUUGCCGGUCGAAGAGGCGCUCGUCUUUUGGCGUCGAAGCUUCAAACACAUAACCGACGACAAAUUCAACAAGGAGUAUCGCUACAACAUUCGACACGGCUACGGUCUCGAGGGUCGACGGAUGAACUAUCCGGCCAAGAGCUGUGCACGCAUCUUGACGCAGGAUCAGCCCGGUCCACAGGACUCACAUGGUUGUCCCUUUCGGCAUUUCUCUACGACGAACCUGUCCACGGCCAUGGUGCAGCACUACGGCCUCAAUCAGGCAGAACAGUCCGAGAUUCUGGCUUCGGUAAAACAAGGCCACUAUCAUGUCGCCUGCACACGCAUCUUUGAAAUCACACACCAGCGGCAGGGUGUCAAGAAGGGUCAGGGCCUCGAUGGCCGAGGUGAGACGGUUACCCAUCCCAACAGGUACUUUGAAAGCAGUUGGAAGCUAGCACACGCCGAGAAUGCUGCGCAAGGCGCGGACCGCAGCCAAACCAGUGACGCAGAUCACGACAUGGACCUCUUGUCUCACGAGGCAGCACCUGAGACAACAUCGCCACAGCAGGCUCGACCCACAGCGGCGGCUGAAGGCAUGGUUGAUUCCUAG